Molecule: messenger RNA, 6023 nt
Organism: Schistosoma haematobium
Lineage: Eukaryota; Metazoa; Platyhelminthes; Trematoda; Strigeidida; Schistosomatidae
Exons: 10
Coding region: 137-4231 (1364 amino acids)
Biological process (GO): signal transduction
Source: RefSeq, a predicted model, not a curated record
UUCAUUCUCAAGGUUACCUAUCAAACGUUCGUUGCUUCCGGGAAUCUGAAGGAUGGUGACUUGAAAAUCAUCUUUAGCUGAAUAAUAUUGUAGUCUUAUUCUAAAUUGUUUCGGAAUAUUGCAUGAUUUUUGUACUAUGGAUCGAUUUGUUCGCAAAAUAAAUACCAGCCCUAAGUCUAAACGGAAAACACUCGUACAAUCUGAAGACAACUUUGGCGUCCCAUUAAAAGUCCUGCUUGAUAGAGAUUCUACAAAACCAGUGCCUCGAAUAGUAAAAAAUAUUUGUGAUUAUUUGCUUCACUAUGGGCUCAAUUCACAAGGAAUUUUUCGUAUCAAUGGGAGUGCUAAGUUAAUUGACGGGUUCAAAACUACAUUUCAGAUAUCGGCAGCCGACGAUCUAUAUUCUUUGAGAAAUGUUGAUAUUUAUGCUUUAGCGGGUGUUUUAAAGCUAUUUCUUCGCGAACUACCUGAUGGACUUGUUCCAGAAAAACUUGGACUUAAAUGUAUAAAGGUUGCGAAAGAAUAUUCAAGUGACUUGAAUGCGUACAUACUUAAACUACAAACUGCAUUAUUUACACUGCCGCAUGAAAACUAUGAACUCUUAAAAUAUUUGUGUAAGUUUUUGAACAAGAUUGCGGAAAACGAACCCGUCAAUAAAAUGUCGCGCAAUAGUUUAGGAAUUAUUUUUGGUCCUUGUGUGUUUCGUUGCAGCUUCGACUUACAGGUUCUAAAGAAUCAAGGCUUGACAAAUUACAUAAUGACUUCACUAAUCCAAUACCAUGAUGCUAUAUUUGUUCAUCACCCUAAAACGGACUUUUUGGUAUUGGACCAUCUGUUCAAACUACCGGAAAUUGUCUCUAACUCAGCUUUACCGACCCUUGAAGAUCGUGUUCAGCCAUCAAGUGAAAUAUCAACGAGUUCCAGUCAAAAUAAUAGUCCAGGAAUUAUUAACAGCCUACAGGAAGACACAUUCUCAAAUUUUGUGGAAGCUCUGCCCCUGGCUCCUAGAAAUACACCUAAACCUGAACCAGAUAACCAUGUGUGGAUGUCACAUCACUGUUCUUCUAGUGAGCCGAAGAUUCCUCGAGCAAAUCCUUGUCACAGUAUACCAGAUUCAAUGUGUGGUUUUACAGUUGACAAUAAUCUCUCUAGUGACAGUUCUCCAUUUCACAGCAUUGUGUCAUCUCACCAAUACAAAGAAUUCCUUAUAAGUCCAUCAACUUCACCUACACCCAGCCCAAUCACUUUUGAAGUUUCUAGUACUCCAACCUUUGUGAGUAGAAGCAAUUCAAUUUCCUAUAAUGAAAAAGAAAAUGCUGAAGAAGUUUCAGACUCAGGUGCAGAAGUGCCUUACACAAAGACAUCGGAACAACUAGCCUUGGAUAUCACAAAUAUUAUUUCGUCCAUGGCUACAUCCCGUUCUUUAGAGGCACUGAGCUUCGAAACACAACUUGAUGAUUGUUUUACUAAUUCAACUCAGAUAUCAAAUUGUAAUAAGAAGCCCAACCUUGUUGAAGAGAACCCAAGAGAAAAGUUACGUAUUUCUGGCAUGUUAUCAAGAUCGUCAAACAAAGUUUCAACAGGUGAUAGUUUGUUCAACAAAGUGAUUCGUUUUACUCACGUCACUGAUGAUCCCACUAAAAUUAAAAGAACUUUCAGCCAUCGUAAACAUACAAUCAAAGAAUCAAGUGUCCAUCCAAUCAGUACUUGGAAUUCCAUGCCUUCUGUGAAAAAUAAAACGAUAAAAACUCCGCCUAAGUUUAUGGAUUCUUGUGUGGCAGUUUAUAGUCAAGAUCUUUGUAGUCAGUCCCCACAACAUAAUGACGUUAUAUCAAAUACUUUGAAAUAUAAUGGAUAUCGGUUUCCAAAUACUGACAAUACUUACCGACCUAUAAAUUUGCAAAAGGAUGAUUUUAAUGCAGCUAGAGUACAAGAUACAGCAAAUUCAACACGUUCGUCUACUUUUAUGCCAGUUAGCACAAAUCAUUUUUACAUGGAAAUGCCGGCUGCUAACAAUGAGUUUGCCAAUUCGGUUGGUAGUACUCAAUCAUCUCCAAUUGUAGAGAAUAUUUUGACUCAGGUGAUAAACCAAUGUUCUGAUACUCAUAUUUUUUCCCUCUCUGUGAAGCAGGAAUUAGAUUGUCCCAGCCACUCCAGCAGCUUUCCUUAUUCAAUAAAUGAAAUGGAUCUUACAGCUUCUGCGAAAAAAAAUCCGGUCUCAAGUUUUGUUAAGCCGAUAUCAACUUUAUUGUAUCAAUCAGAAAUACCAGUUUGUGUAUUUGAUCGUUCUUAUCCUAACCAUAAUCAUGUAGAUGGUUCUAAUAGUGAAAUCGGAAAUGAGCAAAAUAAGUCUAUCGAAUUAGCAACUCUUCACUAUGAUACUACCCAUCAAACAAAGGAAUACAAUCAUAGUACACCAACUAGUCCGAUAUUAUCUAAUCAUACCGCUUCAAUUACUCUGAGAUCAAAGUCAAAUUCUGUUGGUGCAGUAACCGUUAAACCAAUUCAUUCCUUUAUUCAUAAACCUAAAGAUCGUGGAUCAUGCUCUCCUAAUUUAUUGCCCCUUUCUUCGAAAGCAAACAAUGAACACUUAAACGAAUCUGCUCCAAACUUCGGGAGGCUUUCUUCUCCUGAAAGGAAUCGAAUGAUUACAAAGCAGAGGAUAAAACAACAGUGUUCAAUUUUUGAUCAAUCCCCAAUGUCAAAUAAAAAUGGGGAAAAUACCAGAUCCUAUGGAGCUCAGUUAAAUAAAUCAGAUCAUUUUUUAAGAUCAGCAAAAUAUUCUAGUUACAUCUCUGAUAGUACACAAAAUUUCAAAAAGACCUUGGAUACAAUAGGAUUAAAAAGUUUGUUAAAUUUAUCAAAUAGAAUUUACAGCGAACCGGAUUUAUUGUAUUUCAAAAACCAGUUGUCACGAAGGACAAACCUGAAAUACAGAUCGUUACAGCAUUUAACCACGGAUGAAUUAUCAAGCAUAAAAACACCACCCACAUUCAAAUUGAUUAAUAAAGAAAAUUUAACUACUAUUCCAGUUAAAAUAUCGAAUAAUUUAUUAUUUUCUAAUAAAGAAGAACCAAAUAUUAACUUAAUUUCACCUUCAGUUAUUAGGCGAGUAAAUUCAUUUUCAUCAAACCGUCAUACAUCUUCAGGAAAAUGUCAUUCUUUCUUAAGAAAAUAUUCAUCACCUUUGUUGAAAGAUUUAAGAGAUUUCUAUGAAAAUUCUGAAAAUCAUAAUGUUGGCGAUAAAGAUGAUAAUGCUGGUGAUGUAUCAUUAGAGCAAUCAAAUUCAUCAUUGAUAUCUAUUGAGUCAUUCUAUGAACUUUUAUGCGCUGCAUUAUCUAAACAACGUGAAUAUUGUAAUCGUCCUGAACGACUGAGUGAAAUGAACUGGGACCAAAUUGAACGAGAGAAAUAUGAUAUUCAAAAAAGUCUCUUAUAUUUUGAAGGUCUUUAUGGACGACCGAAAUCUCCUAGAUCGAAACGAAUCAUGAAACCUAUAUAUGAGCGUUAUCGUCAGGUUAAACGUCUUAUUUCUUCUCGAUAUGGUGUCUGUAGUGAAUUCCCAUUUGGAAUGAAUUUGUCUCGUUUAAAAGUGCUCAAUAACGAUUCCAUAGUUGAUGUUAACGAACAAUCUACAGAUAAACAACCAAAUGUAACGGUUUCAAAUAAUUUAAUGGAAUUUCUAAACACUCCAACAAUCACAUCUCCGACCUUUUUACAAGAUAAUAUUCAUAAUAUAGGUUAUGAUUCUGACUCAAGUACAUUUGGAAGUGUGUAUAUGAAUAAAGAAUCUAGCUUCCCAGUUAAAGUUAAGCAAAGAAAUUAUAAUUUACAAUCAACAAAAAAUCAUGAUCUUGUAACAAUUGAAAACAAUCAGAAUUCAAGUUUUCCAUUUAAUUCCAACCAUAGAAAAUCACUUAUGAGACCGGAUGACCACAACAUUCAAUUGUAUCGUAAACAACUAUGCUCCUUAUCUCCUAUGGAAUUGUAUAAUGAAAAGAAAAAUGUCCUAUUAAAGAAGCAUAUUGUUCAAACUGAAUUAGUCGAAUAUGAGAAUAGUAUCAAACGUGUAUUAGGUCGUAAACCUACAAAAACUGAACGUAAACCAAUGCGGGAUAAAUAUGAAUUAUAUGAUUUAAUUAAACGUCAAUUGAAAGUUGUUGACUCUUGUCUAAUAAAUCUAUCCUCACCUGAUUUGAUCAAUAUAAGAGAUGAUAUAAAUACAAACUAACCGUAACAAAAUAUCAUUGCAAAUGAUGAGAAAGUUUCUUUAUUUUUCACAGUGUACGUGUACACGGUUUAAUUCAUUUUAUUUUCUUGAGUAAAUUGCUAUAAUGAAAUAGUACAAUUGCAUUUUGUUCUUAAAACUAAUUUCUAUCUGAAUUAGUUAAUUUCAGGGGGAGGAAAAGAAAUCUAUAUGUUAUUUACGCUUACUUAUAAAUUUUAUUAUAAUUCAAUAAAACAGUCUGAUCUUGUGAUAAAUAAGCAUUAUGUCGAUCACUUAUACUAAUUUUGCUUUAUUUCGACAUAGAUUUAUCAUAUAUUUGUUUGUAUCGCUUGAGAACAUCUACUCAUACACACUCAUGCCUCUAGUACUCUGUGUUUUCAUUGUUAUUGUCUUUCAUUUGUAUAAUAUACAUGUUAUUAAUAUUCUAAUCACCUUUAUUAUCACAUCGCUUUCGCUAAAUAGCUCUUGCAGAGAGAGUAUGUGUGUAGUUUUCCACAUCAUAACGUUACUUUUUCGUUCCUGUGUGAUUUGUCUCAAUCCUACUUGUUUACAUAUCCUUCUCUCCCUCCAUUAAUACUAAAUAUGUAUUCUAGUAAAAGCCAUAGUGUACAUCUUGCUUGCUUAUUUCUCUAUCUGUCUGAUAGGUCCAUUCUAUCUAUUAUUGACUGUGUAUAGUAAUUACCUAUUCAUUGGUUUGCAACAUCUUGAAUUUCUUCUCUAUGUUUUCUGUUUAGCUGUAUAUCAUUCUUAUGAUUUUUUUUUUUGGGGGGGGAGGAAUAAUUAUUUGCCUUUAUUAGGAAGACUAUGGGGUUUCUGUUUUUUUCUCCAUUUCAAAUUUUUCUGUGAAUUGGUCAACAGCUGUUGAUCCUCUUUAAAUUCUGAUGCAUUUUUGUUUCAAGGUUAUUAUUUGAAACAUACCAAAUGUCAUUUUUACAUGUGUAUACGUUUGUGUCGAAGUUUUAUUCCUUCCGUUAUAUUUUUAGAUUCCUGUAUAUCUGAUAGUACACAUGUAUCCCAUUUCAUUGUAUUAAAUAGUACAUUUAUAAAGUUGAUAGACAAAUUUCUAUCUUGCUCGUUGCUACUUGACUUCCUCUUUUUUCUUGUUUCAAUAUGAUAAAUAAGCUUCUUUUUUUCUCUCUUCUGCAAAAUAACAAACAUUUUACAGUUUGUUUUCUUAAAUAAAUCUACUACACGAAUUCCAUAUAUUGUAAACACGUUCGUUUUAUCUGUGUGUGUUUGUGUGUUUAACAAAUAAAAUAUCGUCUUAUGAUUUUUUUUCAAACUUAAUGUGUACCAGAGAAAAAAGACGGGUGAAUGAUCUCGUGUCAUCGGUUUUUCUUAUUGUCUAUGUAAACAAGAGUAUUUUUGCAUAAAAAGUAAUUUUAUUUAUUUGUUAUUGUUGCUAUUUAAAUUAUUCUAGAUUCAUCUUCUUUGAUACAUUGCAUCCUUAUUAGUAAAAAAAAUGUCAAAUUGUAAACAGCAUUCUUCUGUACAUAUUUUUAAUUCAUUCUACACAUUUAUCCGGAUCAUGUUUUUCAAGUAAUAUCCCUACCAUUUGUAGUAAUUUCUUUUUUGCCGCCUCUUCAGCAUUUUUAAAAAUUACUUGUGGUUUACAGAUAUAUAUAUAUAUAUAUAAUAUAUAUAUAUAUAUAUAUAUAUAUAUAUAUAUAUAUAUUGGUCGACAAUUUUAAGUUAUUUUCGUUCUCGCCUAUUUUCAAAGCGAAUAUUUUGUUUUCAUUUUUUAUAAGGUUUAUGUAUCUACAUUUCAUUUGUCAUAGAAUGUAAUCUAUCGUCU